GGGUUAGCUGAUAGAACCGUUACAGGAGAGAUAGGAGAGAGAUAGAGCGAGCGCGCGCGCGCCGGAGGGAAUAUGGUGCUAGUACACAGCGAGAGAACUAAGCCGUACAGCUGUCGACACAGCGGGGCGAGAGGUGCGCGAGGCAAGAUGUCAAUUCCGCUCCUCAUGCAAGUGGUGGGCAUCCUCCAUCUCUCGGCGGUCUGCGCGAGAGCGGUGGCGGUGGCGGGCGCCGUCUUGUCGCCCACUGCUGGAGCAGCAGCAGCGGCGACGUCGACCGGGCGCGGCGGUACCGUGACCUCUGGCGCUGCGGCCGUGGUGUCCUCUUCUGUGGCGACGGCGGCCGGGAAGUCGUUCACGGACGUUAGGACCGAAGAACGUGCGCAAGAGGCCCGGAAGGCGUUCGUCAGCAGCAGCAGCGGCAGCAGCAGCACCGGCAGUAGCAACUCUCCUGCUUCAGGGAGAAGCAGAACGGCGACGCGGCCAUUGUUGCGGACAACAUCAAUCACUCGUGAGGUUUACUCUGGAGACAGGCGACGGAAAAGCAGAGUUUCUCGCGUGGCAACGGGAGCCUUUGUCGCGCCGCUGGGCCCCUCUCUCAGCCGAUCUUGCUGCCACCGCCAACAGCAACGGCACCCACUCCCUCGCGGCGGGGGCGGCGCCGGUGGGGGCGGGAGCGUGCGGCGCAGCAGGUGUUCGUCUCGAAUUGCUCCUGCCAAGCCCACUACGUUCAGCUGCGGGGCCGUCUCCGAAGCCGGCGGCGCGGAUGCCUGCGUGGUGGCGCCGAGCCAAAAGAGACCGUGGAGCAUGAGCGCGGCGGCGGCAGCAGUAGCAGCGGCGGAAGCAAUGGCGUCUCUCGCUGGCCGAGUCUCUUCUCCUCUUCCCAGCCCUGGCAGUUAUAGCGGCGCCGGCGAUUUUUUCUCUCGCUCGCGGCCGUCAUUAAUAGGCCUGCGUGCACUGGCGACCGGCGCCGCCGGGGGUAUCGAGCCCGAUCGUAGUCGAGACCGCGACCGUUCCAACGGCAGCGGCGGCGACGACAGCGGCCGGAGCGCGGCCGCCGUCAUUGUAAGUACCCCGGUGGCUGCCUUCCAGGCGCUGCUCUCUCUGGUGCGGUGGGUGCUGACCGCGGGCAGGUCGGGCAUGAAGCGGCAGGAGCAGGCGGCGGCGACGGGGGCGGCGGCGAUGGAGAGAGGGCGGCGGAGGGAUGGCCUUCAGCUGUUCCAGUGGAUGUGGCGACCGUUCGCCGGCCUGGAAGGAGGAAGUGUCGCCAGCAGAAACAGCGGCGGGCAGGCAUCGAAGUACAGGAGGCCGCAAGCGACCGGGGUCCCGAAGCAGCGGGCGAUGCUCCAGCCCCUGACGACCCAGCAGCUGCAGUCCCGGUACCCGCGGCCCCAGUCGACGGCGUAUCCCCGGCCGCAGUCGACGGCGUACCCCCGACCAAAGGUCUCCCCCCCGUCGCUCCUUAACCUCGAGGCCGACGAACCCAUGGAGGUCCUGCCGCCCCUGAAGGAGAGAAUGGCCAUGGAGGAGACCGGCGUAGAGCGAGCGGUCACGAAGGACCCGCUGUGGAGCAAGAUCCUGGUCUGGGUGUUGGAGCGGGCGAUCACGAACCGCGCCAUGCUGGUGGAAGGGCUUGAGGUGAGCGUGGACGCGCGCAGCAACCGGGAGGCCAUGAGCGGCCUCCUGCAGUCCGUGGGGAUCACGUUCAACCACCUGGAGCUAGAGAACCUGCAGAUCAGCGGCGGCGCGAGGAUGAACAUCACCAACCUCGACCUCAAGGUCAUGACCCUGCUCUGGAAACGGUUCGGGUCCUUCAAGAAGCCGUUCGAGAUUGAAGGCUCGUACGUGUUGACGAGCGAAGACCUAUCAACAAGCUCAAUAGUGCGACGACUGGUGACGAACAUGAUGAACUCCACUCUUCGCAAGCUCGAGACUCUGGCGACGGAGCCGUUGCGCAAGAGCAGCAUCACGAUCACGCAAGUGUCGGCUAAGCGCAGCCGCUUGGUGAUCGAGGGGGAGAUGGCCUACGAUAGUGCGAAGGUUCCCUUCACGUAUCGAACGAGUAUCGGGGUCAAGGGAAAGGGUCACGUGGUGUACCUCAAGGACGCGGAAGUGUUUUGGGAGAAUAUCGGCGGGUCGCUGUCCCUCCCGCUCCUGCCUCUGGAGACGUUCGAUGUCGACAUGGGGGAAGGGGCGCGGAUCGAGUCCAUCCGCAUUGUGAACGGGCAGGUGGCGCUAAAGGCCAGGGUCGUGAUCUCGCCGUUCCCUCCGCUGCUUGUGGCCUCCGUGAGGAAGCGGGCGGCUUUCAGGUUUGACGUGGCGGAGAGGCUGUCGGUAACGUUCGGUAACCUCGUGCAGAACAUGAAGAUCUUGGGGCUCCAGGUCAGACCAAACCAGGCCUGAAAGAAAGAUGCAUAUGAUAGGAUGUGAUAGAUACUAUCUUCUGCGCGCGGGGGCGGGGGGCGGGGCGUUGGUUGGUCCGUCCUUGUUGUAUAUUAACUGUUGUCUUGACUCGCGUUGGUGAGUACGUGUGUGUAUGUUUUCGUUUCUGUGGUGGAGAGUAGGAACGGCGCGCGGGGAGGGGGUUGGUUGUGGAGUGUGUUGUGGGGGUUUUGGUUGGCCACCGUAAAGGCAUUGGCUGUGUGGUGGUUUGGUUGAACGGGAGGAGAGCUGUCGAGACGGUAUGCGUCCGCGACGCAGAGGGCGGGAUUUGCUUCGAGGUGUGCCUGCAUCCCGGCAGUGGAUUGGGGCAGACCGAGAAGUGUUUGCUCCCCACACGAGUAGGAACAUGUUUCACCUCUUUUGCGUUGAAUUCAAGAGGCAUCAUGCCCCCUUUUCUAGCUUUCUUGCGCUCAUAGACGCGUGCCCAGCUUAGUCGCCUGGCGCAGCUCGGAGGGUUGAAACCGGCGGGUUGGGGCUGCGUAGCUCGGCUCAGUCGAGGAGGCGUGAGAUUGGUUGCAGCGCGUACGGUGGGAGUUUUGGUUCAGCGGCGGCUGGGCAUUGUUUACAGGUCGGUUUUGGUCGCGGCGGCAUCACGCGGGGUUGUAACGGCAGGGCAAUCGUGAGCAUUCCGUUGGCCUCGGGUAUAGAUAGCUACAUGCAACAGGGAUAGCCUAGAGACUGCAAGUAGAGUUGUCCUUUUGGUCGCCUACGAUGCGGGCGAUGGCAGGUUGUUAGCUACAGAUAGCGCCCGCACUUGAGAACUUAGCAGUUAAGAAAUUGAGACUCCCAAGAAAUCAGAAGCUAAGAACUUGAGCACCAUUUGUGAGCUUGGUUAAGAACCCUGCACUAAAAACUAUAUAGCGGCCAUUUGUAGCCCACCAAGAGGAUCAUCAGCAAAAUAAUAACUCCAGCCUCGGCCGAAACUAGAGGUUCUUAAGUGCGGGCGCCAUCUGUAACGUAGAAUGCAGAUAUCGGAGUAAAGGGGUUUGUGGUCGAAAGCGUGUCUGGACGAGACGUAUGUACGAAAAGGGUGCUUCGUUGUGGUACUACCACGUAACGCGGGUGGGAUGCUUGCUUCUGUGUUGAGAUGUCCCUCGACUCUGCAUGGCUUCGCGCGAAGAACGCAAGACUGUAUGGAGCGUUGUGGUGUUUUGUGUAUGCGUCCGUCGGCACUGCUUCUGUGAUGCACGUGCUUCGUCGACACCGUUUCAUAUGCACUGCUGUUAGGCAGUACUUUCGACUUUUCUGACUUCGUCACUGGUGUCUUAUCGCUGAAUUAUUCUCUCAAGCGUAUUUGAGCCUCG
Molecule: messenger RNA, 3743 nt
Organism: Ectocarpus sp. CCAP 1310/34
Lineage: Eukaryota; Phaeophyceae; Ectocarpales; Ectocarpaceae
Source: the annotation of a GenBank genome assembly